AGAUUAAAAACUUAAACUGUUAUUUUCCAUCAACAGAAAAGAAAAUUAGAAAUAAAACACUAACUAACCCAUAAAUUAACAUUUAAAAUAAAUCACCUGAGAGGAAAUUUUAGCAAAUAAAAUACCACAACGGCACUGCUAUAUGUUCGUCCAUGGCAAUCCGAAUCACCAAAAAAAAUCAAAAUUAUAUAAUCUUCAUCACUGCUCGUUGCACGUACAAACCCAAAAAAGAUUGGACAAGAAGCUACCGAGAAGCCACCUUUUUUGUUCUGUCGAAGGUAACCGCCACAGUUCCCGCGCUUCCUUCUUCUGUCUCAUUCUAUGUUCAGUUAUGUUACUGUCUUUUUAACCUCCGUUUUAUAAACAACCGUUAAAAAGAUCAGCCUUACACUUCCCCUAACACACAGAACCAAAAUUAUGGUAGUACCCAGUUCCCAAUUUCGUGGGAUUUUUAAUGGGGUUUGUUUUUCUGCUUUUCUUUUCUUGAUUUGUAAUCAAUGGAACUCUGUUCAGAAUCCAUUAAGAAAUUCUCAUUUGGGUUCUGUCGGUUUGUUAAGCAGGAGCAGGAGAGUUUCUGAAAUUAAUAGUAGUGCUGUUUUUGUUAAUGAUGCUAGUGUGGUUCCUCAUCAUGAUCCUAACUUAUGUUCUGGGCUGCUUGAUCAUAAGGAUUUUGAUGAUCCCUGUGAGUAUUUGAUAGCUCAUCCUGAGUGCACUUCUGAUGGGUUUUUUAAUUACGUUAGGUUUUACUAUUGUGAUUGUAAAGAUUAUACUUUUCUGGCUUAUAUUGUGUUGGGUGUAUGGUUAGUUGCUCUGUUUUAUCUUUUGGGAAAUACUGCUGCGGAUUACUUUUGUUGUUCUUUGGAGAAGUUGUCGAGUCUUCUUAAGUUGCCACCUACUGUUGCUGGGGUUUCUUUGUUGCCUCUGGGGAACGGAGCUCCGGAUUUGUUUGCGAGUAUCGCGGCGUUUGUCGGUAAGGAUGCUGGUGGAGUGGGGUUGAAUAGUGUGUUGGGUGGAGCUGUGUUUAUUACUUGUGUUGUUGUUGGUGUGAUUUCGCUUUUGGUUUCGAAACGGAGGAUUCAGAUUGAUAAGGCCUCAUUUAUUAGAGAUACGUGCUUCUUUCUGUUGACUAUUGUGGCGCUUGGUGUAAUUUUGAUUGUUGGAAAGGUGAGUGUUGGUGGUGCAAUUGCAUUUGUUUCGCUCUAUUUAGUGUAUGCAUUUUCUGUUGUUGCAAAUGAGAUUCUGAAAAGAUAUGCAUGUAGCUGGAGAUUGAAGUCUGUGAGACCGUUACUUCCGGUUACUGAAUUUUUGGGUGGAAGUAGUGACGAGGAUGAAUCUGUCAAUGCCCCGUUGCUCGCAUCCGACUCAAAAACUGAGGUGCCCCAACUCCAGGAUAAUCUUCCACAUUGGAUGUGGGGUUCGCAAGUGGCAAUUUAUUCAAAUGAUGUUUUAAAGGAUAUUCCAGAUAGCCCAAAAGGCGAGUGGGGCUGGAAUGAGGAGGAGACGGCGAAAUGCCACAGUUGGAGAUCAUGUUCAAAACUGUUUUACUUGCUAGAAAUGCCAUUGACAAUUCUGAGAAGAUUGACAAUUCCUAUAAUUGAGGAGGAACGAUGGUCGAAGGGUUUUGCUGUUGCUAGUGCUACAUUGGCGCCAAUGCUGCUGGCGCUAUUGUGGAAUACUUGCGAUAAUCUCGGUUUGCUGGAUCGAGAAGUUUCAUAUUUGAUUGGUGUUUGUUGUGGUGGUGUUUUUGGUGUUCUUGCAUAUCGUUAUACUAAUACUAACGAACCGCCCCGGAAGUUUGUACUUCCGUGGGUUAUCGGUGGCUUCUGUAUGAGUAUUAUCUGGUUCUACAUGAUUGCGAACGAGCUCGUUGCAUUGCUUGUGGGAUUAGGUGAAAUAUUCGGAGUCAAUCCGUCACUUCUGGGUUUAACUGUGUUAGCUUGGGGAAAUUCAAUGGGUGAUUUGAUGUCAAAUGUAGCUUUAGCAAUGCACGGAGGCGACAGUGUGCAGAUAGCAAUGUCAGGGUGCUAUGCCGGCCCUAUGUUCAACACGCUUGUUGGGCUCGGACUUUCGAUGCUGUUUGGAGCCUGGACUAGUCGAUCAGAAUCAUACAAUGUACCUGAAGAUACCAGUCUGUUUUAUACAAUGGGAUUUCUUAUCGCAGGCCUGAUGUGGUCACUUAUUGUGUUGCCACGGAACGAUAUGCGGCCGAACAAGAUGUUAGGGAUUGGCCUUAUAACUAUAUAUUCAAUGUUUCUAAUUUUCAGGCUGACUACGUACAUGUGUGGUAUGACAGUAGACGAGUAGGAUUGUAUUAGCUGUUUUCAAGUAGUAAAUUUUGAUAUUUUCUCUAGUUCAUCCCCUGCUUUUGUAAAUUGUGAUGAACUUGAUAAGGUUGUUAUAUUGAAUAGCUUAUCAGAACUAUCAUUCCAUCA
Messenger RNA from Mercurialis annua (annual mercury), 2432 nucleotides. Its product is annotated as cation/calcium exchanger 4-like. Gene Ontology annotation, molecular function: monoatomic cation transmembrane transporter activity. Lineage: Eukaryota; Viridiplantae; Streptophyta; Magnoliopsida; Malpighiales; Euphorbiaceae. Gene Ontology annotation, cellular component: membrane. The transcript has a single exon. The record is from RefSeq and is a predicted model, not a curated record. Gene Ontology annotation, biological process: monoatomic cation transport; transmembrane transport. The coding region runs from base 418 to 2304 and encodes 628 amino acids.